AUUAUCGUCUCUAAUACCACAUGACAGCAAUAUGACCUAACUGGGACGGACGGGACCAUGGGGAAAGAAGCUCGAACAAGAAAUGUUUGGCGACAACGAAGGAAACGUCGAGAAGUUAUAUUCCUCGUGCUAGCAGGACUGAUGCUUUGUGCUACGAUCGUGGUACAGAUACUAAAGCCAGCUGGACGGAGUGUUGAGGUUUCGGCGGUCGAUGGGAGGACGCAACACAAUGAAGGAAGUCGCGUUAAGAGAGCUAUUGAACUGUCAGCGACAGAGGAGCCCCAGAAUUGCACAAAGCGUUCAGUGGAGGAAUUUCCCCCUGAUCUCUUCACCCUGGAGCAAAAACAGCGCUACGGCCUCAUUUUUCUUCACUGUCUGGGAGCUUUGUACAUGUUUAGCGCAUUAGCUAUUGUCUGUGAUGAUUAUUUUGUGCCUUCUUUAGAACAUAUCUGUACAAGGCUAGGUCUGUCACCAGAUGUCGCCGGGGCAACCUUUAUGGCCGCUGGAAGUUCUGCGCCUGAACUAGCCACAUCAAUAAUAGGUGUAUUUAUUGCACAGAGUGACGUCGGGCUUGGAACCAUUGUGGGAAGUGCCGUCUUCAACAUACUCAUCAUUGUUGCUAUGUGUUCCCUUUUUGCUGGCAUGGUGAUUCCGCUCACUUGGUGGCCUCUGUUUAGAGAUUGUUCCUACUAUGCAUUGUCUGUUAUAGUGUUAACAGUUGUGAUACAAGAUGGGGAAGUUCACUGGUAUGAAGCACUGAUAAUGUUUACAAUGUACAUUCUAUAUGUGACAUUUAUGUACUUCAACCCCAGAGUAAGUAGCUGGGCAAUUGCAAAG
Messenger RNA from Lingula anatina, 837 nucleotides. Its product is annotated as sodium/potassium/calcium exchanger 5. Gene Ontology annotation, cellular component: plasma membrane. Lineage: Eukaryota; Metazoa; Brachiopoda; Lingulata; Lingulida; Lingulidae. Gene Ontology annotation, molecular function: calcium channel activity; calcium, potassium:sodium antiporter activity. Gene Ontology annotation, biological process: intracellular calcium ion homeostasis; calcium ion transmembrane transport. The record is from RefSeq and is a predicted model, not a curated record.